Messenger RNA from Manis javanica (Malayan pangolin), 4391 nucleotides. It is a transcript of the gene GALNT5, whose product is annotated as polypeptide N-acetylgalactosaminyltransferase 5. The record is from RefSeq and is a predicted model, not a curated record. Gene Ontology annotation, cellular component: Golgi apparatus. Gene Ontology annotation, molecular function: polypeptide N-acetylgalactosaminyltransferase activity. Lineage: Eukaryota; Metazoa; Chordata; Mammalia; Pholidota; Manidae. Gene Ontology annotation, biological process: protein O-linked glycosylation.
UGAAAUGUUUUCCUUAUGAGAAGUGGUGUUGAGUUACAGCGUGCAGGCUGAGCAAGGGGAGGAGAGAAGGGCAGCCUCAGCCUGGCCCCCACCUUUUCUUGGCUUCUAAGAAGGUGGACACAGGCUCUCAGAGAUGAGACAAGUGAUAUGUUGAACUAUCUGGUGGCUGGAAUCCAUUGCUUCCAGAGGGACCGAAGGGCAGUGUUUAAGAGGGUUUACAGGGGCCAGCCCAGCAGGCACAGAUGCUCUGCUGUGAAAUGCCACGCAGGCAGAGACUGACAAGCGGCAGGAGCUGAGCUCUCCCUCAGCCCGACGGCCGUUUCCUGCUGUGUUCAGGGGAGGGGGCGCCUUCUGGCUACUCCGCUGCCUCAGCUCCCUCUCCACGCAAGGUAAGCAGGCUGCAGGGGAAGCCCUGGGACCAUGAACAAGAUUCGAAAGUUUUUCCGAGGAAGUGGGAGAGUCCUGGCAUUUAUAUUCGCAGCUUCUGUCAUCUGGCUGCUCUUUGACAUGGCAGCUCUCCGCCUCUCAUUCAGUGAGAUCAACAGUCAGGUCCUCAAGGAAGACAUCGUCAGGAGGGAGCGGACAGGACUCAGAGUGCAGCCGGACCAAAUGAAGAUCCUGUACAGCAGCAUGAAAGAGGCGAAGGCCCCACUGAGGGGACACAGGAAAGGCAUAUGGGGAAAAGAGAACUUCCGAAAGACUGAAGGGAGUAUGCUCAGGGCUGAGGGUGAUUUGGUUCAGACCCAGAGAGAGAGCCAGGUGCAGAAUACCCUGGGAACGGGCAAGGUUCCCCCUUUGUGGCAUCCUAUGGCUUUUCCCAAGGGGGAGACAGGCAAGCAAGAUGUCCAGCCUGAAGCCUCCUCUCGCCAUGUGGCGCCAAAGGAAACAACAGCUCAAGGGGCUCAGAAAACCCCAUUCACAGCAGCAAGAGGAACGCUGUUGGCCAAAAUAUCUGCACACUCAGGCCCUGUCAGUGCACACUGGGGGACUCUGAAGAGUCAUCAUCUCAGCAGUGACACAUCAAAACAAGCAGCUGUAAAGAACCUGAAUGUGACUGUAAGUCUCAAAACUGACAUAGCAAAGCGGCGAUCACAGUCACUGGGAAAUGAGAGGACUCUCCCUGCCAGCCCCCCAGUGCCAAAAUCUAGGGAAGGCAUUGCCUUGAAUAAAACUGAGACUCAGAGCAAAGAACUAAAUGCAAAUAAACACAAAACCAAGAAGAACCUUCCCUUUUCCAAGCUGGUUGCCAAUUCGAAUCACUCUGAGAAGCAACGUAUCAGUGAGACAGAGUUGGGACACUUGCUGGAGGAUGAUGGGGCCAAAGUGGCUGGUGGGAAGAAAUUCAGUUUCUAUGAAAACCAUGUUGUGAUUGUAACCAAGGAGGAGGAGCUUAAGGCAGAUGCCAAAGAGGUCCCCGGUCCUAAGACCAACACUACAGCUCCUAUUGUAUUGGCUGAAAGCCAAGAGAAACACAUUUCCAGGAACAGAAGUGAGAUAUCUUUCUCUUCAUUUGCUGUGCAGAGAGCAAGAGAGUCUCGAAUCAAUCAAACCUUAGCUGGGGGAUUACAGCCAGAAGGAAUCAACUCAACAGCCAAGGCCCCACUUGCAGCGCUCAACCAAAGUCACAUAAAAGCCCUUUUACCUGAAAACCACGGAAUGCACCACGUGCUAAGAAUCGAUGUGACCCUUUCUCCAAGGGAUCCCAAAGCUCCAGGCCAGUUUGGACGCCCUGUAGUCGUUCCACCUGGAAAGGAGAAGGAGGCAGAAAGAAGAUGGAAUGAAGGGAACUUCAAUGUCUAUCUCAGCGAUUUGAUCCCAGUUGACAGAGCGAUUGAAGACACAAGACCCACUGGGUGUACAGAGCAACUCGUUCACGACGACCUGCCAACCACCAGUGUCAUCAUGUGCUUUGUGGAUGAGGUGUGGUCCACUCUCCUGCGGUCUGUUCACAGCGUCCUUAACCGCUCUCCUUCACAUCUCAUCAAGGAGAUUCUGCUUGUGGAUGACUUCAGCACCAAAGAUUACCUAAAAGAUAAUUUGGAUAAAUACAUGUCUCAGUUUCCAAAAGUUCGGAUUCUUCACCUCAAAGAAAGACAUGGCUUAAUAAGGGCCAGGCUGGCAGGGGCACAGAUUGCAACAGGUGAUGUGUUGACAUUCUUAGAUUCUCAUGUGGAAUGUAAUGUUGGUUGGUUGGAACCUCUUCUGGAAAGAGUUUAUUUAAGUAGAAAGAAAGUAGCCUGUCCGGUAAUUGAAGUCAUCAAUGAUAAGGAUAUGAGUUACAUGACAGUGGACAACUUUCAAAGAGGCAUCUUUGUGUGGCCCAUGAACUUCGGUUGGCGAACAAUCCCUCCAGAUGUUGUUGCAAAAAACAGAAUUAAAGAAACUGAUAUAAUAAGGUGCCCUGUCAUGGCAGGGGGAUUAUUUUCUAUUGACAAAAAUUACUUUUUUGAACUUGGAACAUAUGACCCUGGCCUUGACGUUUGGGGAGGAGAAAAUAUGGAACUCUCAUUCAAGGUAUGGAUGUGUGGUGGUGAAAUUGAGAUCAUUCCCUGUUCCCGAGUGGGCCACAUAUUCAGAAGCGACAAUCCGUAUUCCUUCCCCAAAGACCGGAUGAAGACAGUGGAGCGGAACCUGGUGAGGGUUGCCGAGGUCUGGCUUGACGAAUACAAGGAGCUCUUCUAUGGCCACGGGGACCACCUCAUAGACCAAGGGUUAGAUGUCGGAAACCUCACCCAACAACGGGAACUCCGAAAGAAACUAAAAUGCAAAAGUUUCAAGUGGUACUUGGAGAACGUUUUCCCCGACUUGAAGGCUCCCAUUGUGAGGGCUAGUGGUGUGCUUAUUAAUGUGGACUUGGGUAAAUGCCUUUCCAUUGAAAACACCACAGCCACUCUGGAAGACUGUGAUGGGAGCAGCAAGCUUCAGCAAUUUAAUUACACCUGGUUAAGACUUAUUAAACAUGGAGAAUGGUGCUUAGCUCCCAUCCCCGAUGAGGGCGCCCUGCGGCUGCACGCCUGUGAUAACAGAAACAAAGAGCUAAAAUGGCUGCAUAAAUCAACAUCUGUCUUUCGUCCAGAACUGGUGAAUCACAUUGUUUUUGGAAACUAUCAUCAGUUGUUAUGCCUGGAAGGACAUUUUUCUAGGAAGACCCUGAAAGUUGCUGCUUGUGACCCACAGAAGCAAUAUCAAAAGUGGAAAUUUGAAAAAUAUUAUGAAGACUGAAGAGCAACGGAUAUUUUUAUCUUGCAAACCCAUUAGACACUGUGAAAAUGGCAGUGAACGUGGUGACUGUAUUUCUCCAUGGUAGUUUACAUUUUCAAAAUUUAUAGCAUUUGAAUGGAAGAUUUAAAAAACCCACAGUAUUUGAGACACCAAAAGUUAACUCAGGGAAACAGUCCAACUUUGGAUCAGAGUCCUUUUUCACCACCAGGUGACCUUUUGAAUUGCUUGCUUCCUGCCCUGCUGCCCUGUGCUGAAACUCGACCUUCAAAUUUCCCUGUGCAAUCAAACAGGUACCAGGAAAUGAAGACCAGGUACUUGGGGAAGCACAAUCAUGAUGACUGGAUUUGAUAAUAAUCACAUCUUUUGGCCCAUAAGUAGAUAUAAUCAAUGAGAACCUGGUCCUUUAUAUGCUAUUUUUUCAUCAGAAGAAAAUUAGCUAGGUUCCUAUGGAUAGAAAACCUCAGAAACACCCAGCUACCACUUUGAUGAAAUUCCUCCCAACUACAUGCAUGUUCAUCUAACAGUUUGGAAGAGAAAUGAUGUAAUAUUCCUUGAUGGCAGGGUUUUGAUCUAGAUGAUUACAUCAUGUUUUUUCCCAGUCUGAAUCAGUGUAAAAAUUUUCAAGUGAGCAAGUGCUUACUCAAUUCUAGAUACAGACAUUGUUUCAGCUCAUUUUGUGCUUUUAAAACUACACUUAAAAAGAAAACAGUCAUAUUAGUAACUUCCUAGACUUAUGUGGAUAUUUAAAAAAAAAAAAAAGGAUAUACAAAGAAAGGGUCUGGAUCACAGCACACCGCAGUAAGCAAAAAUACAUUUAGUAGUUGAACACACUCCAACGCAGGACCAGUUAAGAAGAGUUGAAACAAAGCAGAAAAAGAACACUAAAAAAAUAUUAAGGUUCUUUUUUUAUAAAUGAUUUAAAAGCAUUCAUAGGGUUAAAGUAUGCUAAAAACAAAAAGGCUUUAAAAGAUUUCAAGGUAAAAAUAAAAUGAAGGCAACAUAAUGAAAUGGGAAGAGAAUGAGGUAAGCAACCCCAAGAAGAGAAUUUAGAAAAAAUGAGAUUCAGCCAGAAAAGAAAGGUGAUCCUGAUCUGUUUGGUGGAAAGGGAAACAAUAAAGGCCUAGAUGUGGACCUAUUGAUAACAGUAAUAAAUUUGGAUUGAAGUCCAA